UCAGCAUCAUCACGAUAGCGUCACAUUUCUUGUCUUUUUUUGGGUUGGGAGGGUAUUCCUUCCCACAACAUUUUCGAUAGUAUUAAACGGCGUAACAAGUGGCUUGUGGAGGUAAGGUUUCAUCGUGCAGGCGCAGUCCGUAUUUGAAGCUCAGUGUGAAUGACUCUGUAUCAACCAUGGAGAACAGAGCCUCACAAAAUGUCAACAUGGAUGAACCGACCAAAACAAUUUUAUUUGAAAAAGAGCAAAGUGGCAUAACAUACAGGAUCCCUGCACUCAUCUACCUGCAGGAAGUCCAGACUUUUCUCGCCUUCGCUGAAAAGAGGUUGUCGUCCAGUGACCAUGAAGCCAAGAUCCUGGUAAUGAGGAGAGGAACAAUGACAGAGGACGGAUCUGUUGAGUGGUCGUCAACACAGGAGCUGCAAUCAGCCACUUUACCAAACCACCGCACAAUGAAUCCCUGUCCUGUGUACGAGAAAAAGAGUAACACAGUCUUCUUGUUUUUUAUUUGCGUCUGGAAGAGCGUUACAGAGCAGAAACAAAUCCACACAGGUAAAAACCAAACACGACUGUGUUAUGUGACCAGCACUGACAAUGGCCAAACAUGGAGCAAUGUGACAGACUUAACAGAGACUGUGAUUGGUGAGACUAUCAACAAUUGGGCCACUUUUGGGGUUGGUCCGGGCCAUGGGGUCCAGCUGGAGGACGGGAGACUGAUCAUCCCAGCUUAUGCCUAUUACAUUCCACAAAGGGAAAGUGGCACUGUCCCACGUGCCCUGGCCAUAUACAGCAAAGACGAUGGCAAGACAUGGCGACUGAGUGAAAUGCUGAGAGAAGACUCAAGUGAAUGUGAGAUGGCAGAAAUAAUUGACCAUGAAGGUAAGAGCCAUCUUUACUGCAAUGCUCGCUCCAUAACAAAAGGCCAUCGAUGUGAGGCUCUGAGUGAGGCUCUGAGUGAGAACAGUGAUGUGUCUUUUGACCAAGUGCACUUUGCCAGUGAGCUGGUGGAGCCCCCUUUUGGUUGUCAGGGCAGUAUCAUUGCCUUUCCCGCUCCAGAAUCUGCCCCAGAUACCCAAACAUGGCUCCUCUUCAUGCACCCCACCCAUGAGUGCUGCAGGAGAGAUAUGGGGGUGUAUUUAAACCGUUCUCCUCUGCAGUCAUCUGGAUGGGAAACGCCUACGAUCAUCCACAGUGGACCCAGUGGCUACUCAGACCUGGCCUACCAUGGGGAUAAAAAUACAUUUUCUGGUUUGAUGGAAUGUGGGGAAGAAUCGGAACUUGAACAAAUCGCAUUUGUCACUUUUUCUCUCAAUGAUGUCAUGCAGCAGGAAGGACAACAAGAUGAAGACUGAGAUAGAAUGAGGAUUCUCCAUCUUUCCACAAGUUAUUGGCUCUAAGUACCAUCUUUAAUCUAAAUGUAAUCUAAAACAUAGCCUAGUUAGUCUUGACUGACUAAACUGACAAAUCACAUAUGGAUUAAAUAUUAAUUACUAAACAAAUAAUGAAAAAUCACAACAAUAUGACCAAGUUUUAUAAUCCUUAAUGAACAGUUUUCUAAAAUGAAAAUGUAGGUCCCAACCAGAACAUCUAUGAAGUGACUUAAAGUGUGCCACCAGAGGAAAUCAAAUGAAACUGGUUAUUUCUCCAGGCUACUGUCAAAGAAUAAACCACUAAAUAUGCUGUGAAUGUGCUGUGACAUCUAACAAAACGUCUGUCUGUAUGCACGAGUUGUAUGAUGUUAUCUUUAAAAAGAAAACAAACUUAAUAUCAAUAUGCAACUGUGCAGAUGUGUAAAAGAAAAAAAAAAAAAAAACUGAUAUAAACUUUACAUUCAAUACUUGAUCAGAUUAGAUUCAACUUUAUUGUCAUUACACAUGUAUAAAUACAAGGUAACAAAAUGUUUAGCAUCUCGGCAAGGAAAGUUUAUUUGUAUAACACAAUUCGUACACAAUUUAACAACAUCUGUUACAGCUCACGGCCGGUCUCCAGCUCCGCAUCGCCUGGUGCUCCUAUUUUGUAUUACCGCGUGUAUCUUCCAUAUUUGCAUGUCCUGUGUGGUACCUGACGUCUGAUUGGUGGGGCGUGAUUCCGUCGCUGUGAGCUGGUUCCGACGUCCAGUUUCUCCAGUCCCUUUCCUACACAUCCAUCGCCUCGACCAAUAAAAGUGCUGUGCGCCUGUCCCUCCUGGCGGCUGGAUGGCAGUUUCAGUUCGCCGCUCUCACUAACAGACGUUCUCUAGUUGCCUCUCUUUUGUUAUUGUAAAGUGUGUGUUUAUAGGCGUCCUUACCGACCUAUAAUUUUUGUUAGUAUUGCCAGUUUGGCUCGGCCCUUGGGCAGUUGUUUUUUUUGUUUGAUGUUAGCUUACCCUAGUUUAGGAGUUGUUUAUUUAACUUUGGAAAUUCUGAUUUAUCAAAUGCAAAACAUUUUGUUUUUUUGUUGUUGUUGUACUUACUUACAUUCACUUUAUAAAAGCCGUUUACUUCACAUCA
Messenger RNA from Boleophthalmus pectinirostris (great blue-spotted mudskipper), 2489 nucleotides. Its product is annotated as sialidase-4-like. The record is from RefSeq and is a predicted model, not a curated record. Gene Ontology annotation, molecular function: exo-alpha-sialidase activity. Gene Ontology annotation, biological process: oligosaccharide catabolic process; ganglioside catabolic process. The transcript is spliced from 3 exons. Gene Ontology annotation, cellular component: lysosome; cytoplasm; membrane. The coding region runs from base 177 to 1352 and encodes 391 amino acids. NCBI's taxonomy places the organism in Eukaryota, Metazoa, Chordata, Actinopteri, Gobiiformes, Gobiidae.